This is a messenger RNA of Macrosteles quadrilineatus (aster leafhopper), 629 nucleotides long. RefSeq lists its product as uncharacterized. The coding region runs from base 118 to 513 and encodes 131 amino acids. The record is from RefSeq and is a predicted model, not a curated record. NCBI's taxonomy places the organism in Eukaryota, Metazoa, Arthropoda, Insecta, Hemiptera, Cicadellidae. The transcript has 4 exons.
CAGGAAUCCUUCAAUAACGUUCAGUUCGAAGUAGACGUUGAAGAAGACCAAACAGAACGAAAUCUGGGUGGAGAAGAAACUACUGUGUUUCAUCAGACAGCUUCAUAGAAAAACAUCAUGCCAACCAAGACUUGCACAACUGGCAACUGCCCCUUGAAGAAACCAAAGGCCAAGCCAAAGAAACCAUCUACAAACAAAACUGCUUCAAAGCCAAAAAAGACCACGAAAAAAUCCUCAAGGAAGAUGCAAUGCGAUGGAGACAUCAGCAGUGACUGCUCAUGCUCAGACUGUUCAUCAUGCUGCUCCUCUGAUUGCUCCUGUUGCUCAUCAGAGAGUGACAUCAGUUUUUCAUCAGUUUCCUCAUCAGAGUGUGCUCUUCUUAAUUCCAAGGCUCGGGGUAAAUCGUCCUCCAAAGGCAAGAAAUCUGCCAAGGAUAAAAAGCCCUCAACCAAGUCCGCAUCCAAACCAAAACCUUCAAAGAAGGUCCCUUCUGGUUGUAGCUUGAAAAAAUAAUGAUUCCAUUAGAAACUAGGUUUAGGUAGGGUUGAGCGUUAAGUUUUAAAAUUGCCUUCAUGGCCUCAAUAACCUCAAUGACCUCAUAGAUCAGGAUUCCCCACCCACAACUGAUA